AUGUCACGUUCAAUAAUAAGCAUUUUAAUUAUAAUUUCAAUUAUUGCCAUAACAUUGGCCGAUAAAUUACAAUAUCGUCCAAUGUUAGAUGGCCGUAUUGUUGGUGGUCAACCAAUUGAUAUUAAAGAUGCACCAUAUCAAGUAUCAUUACGUAAACCAAGACAUAGUUGUGGUGGUAUUUUAAUAUCAAAAGAAUGGGUAUUAACAGCAGCACAUUGUACAACAAGUUUAUCACCAUCAACAUAUAAAAUAUAUAUGGGUUCAUCAAAUAAUUUACGUGAUGGUAUUGAAGUAUCUGUUACCGAAGUACAUCCACAUCCAGAAUAUACAAAUUUAGAUUGGGAUUUUUCAUUAUUAAAAUUAGAUAAUUAUAAUGCAAGUGAUGUUGUUAUUGGUUUUGCUGAAUUACCAGAACAAGAUGAACCAGUACCAGAUGGUACAUUAUUACGUGUUAGCGGAUGGGGUAAUACACAAGUACCAUCAGAUGAUCGUGCUGUUUUACGUGCUGCUUAUGUUGCAAAAGUAAAUGAAGAACAAUGUGGUGUUGCAUAUCCAGGUAAUAUUAGUGAUCGUAUGAUUUGUGCUGGUUUCAAAGAAGGUGGUAAAGAUUCAUGUCAAGGUGAUUCUGGUGGUCCAUUAGUAUGGGGUAAUAAAGCUGUUGGUGUUGUUUCAUGGGGUUAUGGUUGUGCUAUACCAAAUUAUCCAGGUGUUUAUGCUAGAGUUGCAUUUGCAAGAAAUUGGAUUCGUGAAGUUAGUGGUGUAUAA
Molecule: messenger RNA, 765 nt
Organism: Condylostylus longicornis
Lineage: Eukaryota; Metazoa; Arthropoda; Insecta; Diptera; Dolichopodidae
Product: trypsin-3-like
Exons: 1
Coding region: 1-765 (254 amino acids)
Biological process (GO): proteolysis
Molecular function (GO): serine-type endopeptidase activity
Source: RefSeq, a predicted model, not a curated record